CGUAUGAGAAGCAAACAGCGUUAGCUAGUAGUGACCGGGCCCACGGCCCAGGGCCCCACAUCCAGAUAAGGCAGGGAUAAGGUGGAUAUCUUCCCGUCCGUCAGAUGGAUACCCAUCCUAAAUCCAACGGCAGUAAUCCAUUGUCGUGGAUAAACCACACAAUAAGGAGAGGUUCCCAUUAGCAGUUAUAACUCCACCCCGAUCAAAGUCAAUUUUUGAAUCCGCCCAAUUCCAUCUCCCAAUCUCAAAGUAGAGUUUCAGAUCAAAAAAAUCCACAGUCCAGCCAUGGCUGCCACCUCAGCUGCCGCAGCAGCCACGUCCUCCUUGAUGGGGACGCGGCUGCCGGACAUCUGCUCCAACUCCGGCCGGGUCCAGGCUCGUUUCGGUUUCGGGACCAAGAAGGCCGCGCCGAAGAAGGCGGCCAAGCCCAGCACGGGCCGCCCGCUUUGGUACCCAGGCGCCCAGGCCCCCGAAUGGCUGGACGGGAGCCUGGUCGGCGAUUACGGGUUCGACCCGUUCGGUCUGGGGAAGCCGGCCGAGUACCUGCAGUUCGAUCUGGACUCGCUGGACCAGAACCUGGCCAAGAACCUGGCCGGUGACGUCAUCGGGACCCGGACGGAGACCGACGACGUCAAGUCGACGCCGUUCCAGCCGUACAGCGAGGUGUUUGGCCUGCAGCGGUUCCGUGAGUGCGAGCUCAUCCACGGGAGGUGGGCCAUGCUGGCCACCCUCGGCGCCCUCACCGUCGAGUGGCUCACCGGCGUCACCUGGCAAGACGCCGGGAAGGUGGAAUUGGUGGAAGGGUCGUCGUAUUUGGGGCAGCCGCUGCCGUUCUCGUUGACGACAUUGAUAUGGAUCGAGGUGUUGGUGAUCGGGUACAUCGAGUUCCAGAGGAACGCGGAGCUGGAGUCGGAGAAGAGGCUGUACCCAGGAGGCCCAUUCGACCCAUUGGGCCUGGCGAGCGACCCGGAGAAGAAGGCGACCCUCCAGUUGGCGGAGAUCAAGCACGCUCGCCUGGCCAUGGUGGCGUUCCUUGGGUUCGCAGUUCAGGCGGCGGUGACAGGGAAGGGCCCGCUCAACAACUGGGCCACGCACCUGAGCGAUCCCCUCCACACCACCAUCAUUGACAAUCUCAGCUCUUAAAAAUUUGGGUUUGGAGUUUGAGAUAGAAUGAUGUUCGUUCCUCUUGUUCUACGUGUUUGCUCGUGUAAUCUCUCUUGUAAAAAACUAGCACUGGAUCCUGCGAUUAUGUAUCUUCGUGUGUAAUUUUUUUUUACACAUAAUGUGUGGUUUGUUCGGUAGUUGAUCACAAAUUAUCUCAUGCAUAAUGCAUUGAAAAUAUG
Molecule: messenger RNA, 1343 nt
Organism: Linum tenue
Lineage: Eukaryota; Viridiplantae; Streptophyta; Magnoliopsida; Malpighiales; Linaceae
Source: the annotation of a GenBank genome assembly